Liolophura sinensis is the source of this 2505-nucleotide messenger RNA. RefSeq names its product NADH-cytochrome b5 reductase-like. NCBI's taxonomy places the organism in Eukaryota, Metazoa, Mollusca, Polyplacophora, Chitonida, Chitonidae. The coding region runs from base 579 to 1538 and encodes 319 amino acids. The record is from RefSeq and is a predicted model, not a curated record. The transcript has 7 exons. Gene Ontology annotation, molecular function: oxidoreductase activity.
UGGAACUUGGGCUCAUUUCAUGCCACAACAAAUUUGACGGUUCAGGGCUGAUUGGCGAAGAGUAGAUGUGGAUAUAACCAGGAAUUGAUUGUUACAUCCACAGCUGCCGGAUUCUUCAUGCCUAAAGAAAAGAAAGAUAGAGGAUGCAGGAAGAGAAAUAACAGAUACCCUUGCCAGUGCUGAUAAGACUUCAGGAGAGAAGCGUGUGGUGAAGGAGGGGUUUUCUUGGUGGAUAUGCCUAAUAUAUGACAUGGACUUCAGAAACACUCGUCCUCAACUAGUUAAAAUUAAAUCAAAGGAAAAGCAUCAUGGACAAUAGAACGUGUCAAACUGAUUCACACUAAGGCAGCAGUUUUGUUUAAUCUUUUUCAAUUUAUUUCACACAUCUUUCAAUUGGAUUCACCUUUGAUUUCGGAAAGAUAAAAAUCUUUCAGACUUAACCUGUGAAGUGUGAAAGGGUUUUGACAUAUCCACAAUGAUGGUGAGGAUUUUUUUUUGUUCUCGUGUCAGUUCUUUUUGUGCAGAACUAGUGUGAAAUGUGAGCCUUUCUCUAUGCUGUCAUAGUACUGCAUGAGGAAAUGAACAGAAUGGAUUACACAGGAAGUAUGUGGCACUUUCCACCCAAACCUGAGGAGCCUCUACAGGGGGACUGUUGUGGCAUGGGCUGCAGGCCAUGUGUCUUUGACAGAUACGAACAGGAAGUUCACCUGUGGGAAAGGGAAUGCGAGAGGAUACGCAGGGGCAAUGUCGCGACGGAGAACCCGGGGGACACGAAUGUCUCAUUAGUGCAGAUACCUACUCUCUCUGAGUGUGAAUACAGAUACUUUUCUAUAUCAAGCAUAAAGCAAGAAAGCUGUGAUACUUAUGUUCUGAGAUUUCAACUUCCUGAUGGAAAGUGCCUGGGUCUGCAUACUGGCCAACAUAUUAUCAUGAGGGUAAUUGGGGAUGGCAGAGUGAUCACGCGACAGUACACCCCCGUCAGCCCACUUCAUGCUCUCGGCUACUUUGAUCUUCUAAUUAAGAUAUACCCUGAUGGCAGGAUGUCCAGACAUGUCAAAGCCCUCAAAACAGGAGACAAAGUGGAAUUGAGAGGGCCCUGUGGAAGGUUCUCAUAUUCACCAAACAAGUGGCAGAGGCUGGUCCUCCUGGCAGCUGGCACAGGUAUAGCUCCCAUGAUACAGGUAAUCAGACAGGUGAUUAUUAACGAGCGGGAUGAUACACGACUGUUGCUGGUGUACACCUGUAAGAGGUAUGAAGACCUGUUGUUGAAGUCUCAGCUGGAGGAGUGCUCAGCCUACUGGAAUGUCACCAUCCUCUACAUCCUAACCCAGGACAGUCCUGAGAGAGUGAGAUCGCUGAAGCGGUAUGGAGACAAUAUCCACCACGGAAGGCUGGAUUAUCAUCUCUUAUCACAAGUCCUUGGCAACAUAUCCCCAGACAACUACGUACUCAUUUGUGGAACAACUUCAUUUGAGAAAGAUAUGAUCUCAUACUUGGUGGACAGUGGCAUCUCCAGCCACAAUUAUCAUAAAUUUUAAUAUACUUUUUUAAUAGAUACAGGUUUUCCUUGGCUGUAAUAACCAUAUACUUAAGUCAACUAAUUUUGUGUAGACAGAAUAUGGAUUAUUGAACUUCGUUAUGGUAUUCCACAAGAUAUUCUUUUUAUGUAAGUCAAGUUCUGCUAGCAUAUCAUGGAAUGUAAUGUAUGUAUGAAAGGCUCAGCCAAUGAAGAUUCAUGCUUCAUUGCUGAUAGUGUAUAAUAUGAAAUGUCUUCAACAUAAAUAUAAAAAGAUUUUCUCUGUGAUUUUAAAGUACAUGCACAAUGCAAAUUUGUUAGUUUUAAUUUUUUUAACAACAUUUUGCCCUUUUGUUUUUUUUUAACCUUUCCUGGAACUAAUUGUAAUCUUAAAUUUUAUGAAGUAGGUCUGGGUAUGUCAUUUAUGUCUGUAUGAACAGGUUUGUUUUAAUUUGAUGCUCAUCUGUGUAUCUUCAUCAUUUAUGUGUAUUCUUUUUUAAGCGUUCUUGAGUAUGAGGUUGGAAAACAAUUGAUAAAUAAAUAAUAAGUUUUUAUAAGCAAUGUAUAUUUUGUCCUUUUGUGUGAAAGUCGGGAAAAAGAUAGCUGUCUCUCUGACAUAUCUCAAAAGGAAUACAGAACCGUUUGUGAUUGACUGGUGUGAGAGAUAGGCAAGUCCAGGCUAUGCAUAGCCUAAGCUGUAUUACAGGUAUGGCAAAUUCACUGAAGCACGACCAAGGCUGUGGAUUUUGACCUAGGAAAUCCUGUCUUCACUGUAAGCCAAUCAGCUUCAGUUCUGUUUUUCUUUAAUAUCAUAACUCUUUAAAAUCUCCUGUUGGCAAUCUAAUGGAACAUAGAUUGUAGGUUUGCAUAUACAUUUUGAAAAUAUGUUUGAAACUAGAAUUUUAUCCCUUGAUUUUAUAUGUGUAAUGUUAGAGACUGUUUUUCAAAAUAAACCAGGAAGUGUCACUCUGUCAAUAUCUCUUGAACUA